CUCAAGGUUGCCGUGCGUAUACGACAGCGCCCUGUACGGACAGCCAAUCCUUUCUAGCACAUAUCUGUCUACAUCCAGCUCUUCAUCCUGCACGCAUCUGCAGGUGUUCGAGUGCACACACACGUCCACUCGCGUCGCCUCGACGCACCGCUCAAAGUACACACGAGGCCGCUCUCAUGUCCCGCUCGUCUCAAUGGUCUCCCUGGGCCAGGUGGACAACGCCCACCGUGGCGACCGUCACCGCUAUCUCCCAAGCCCUCUCCGACACCCGCAACACGUUUGUCAUCGAUCGGGCAGGUGCUGGUCUGAUCCUCCGACAGCGGCUUCAGCGCGGACGUUAAUCAGAGCACCAUCAAGGACUGCCGCCCUCGCCAAUCAUGAAGCAGACAAGUUCGAAUUGCCGCGCCGAUCCUUCUUCGCGCAGGAUUCCUUGCCUCGGUUGCAAUUGCUGCCGCUCCCUUUGCGCUCGCGCGUGAGGAGCACGUUCUCCUCCUUCGUCGGUAAGCGGCACCUCAGACGGCGCGGAUCCCGUCGUCUCCGUGACACACGAGUACUCGCCCACUACCCUGUGCACGCGAGCAACUACUAAAGCACCCUUCGCAGAUCGCUAUUACGCACACAUCACGAACCUUUCGCCCACACCGUUGCUGCUGCUGAGGUCAGAGGACGGAGAUGUGAG
Schizophyllum commune H4-8 is the source of this 679-nucleotide messenger RNA. RefSeq lists its product as uncharacterized. The annotation marks the transcript as partial. The record is from RefSeq and is a predicted model, not a curated record. Lineage: Eukaryota; Fungi; Basidiomycota; Agaricomycetes; Agaricales; Schizophyllaceae. The transcript is spliced from 3 exons.